Messenger RNA from Schizosaccharomyces octosporus yFS286, 3011 nucleotides. Its product is annotated as zinc finger protein. Gene Ontology annotation, molecular function: protein binding; protein-macromolecule adaptor activity. The transcript has a single exon. NCBI's taxonomy places the organism in Eukaryota, Fungi, Ascomycota, Schizosaccharomycetes, Schizosaccharomycetales, Schizosaccharomycetaceae. Gene Ontology annotation, cellular component: HOPS complex; endosome. Bases 205 to 2928 code for a protein of 907 amino acids. Gene Ontology annotation, biological process: vesicle-mediated transport; vacuole organization; organelle fusion. The record is from RefSeq and is a predicted model, not a curated record.
CUUGAGCUGUAAAUUUGCUAAAUAGUUUUAAAGGAUAAUUCCGUCCCGGCUACCACUUCUUGAAUGUUCCUCUCACAGUUCUAAAGAAUACUUCUUGUAUUAUCACGACCAGACACCAAUUAUAUUUUGUUAUACACAAAUAUUCGUAUAUUUAUGUUUUAAAAGGUUCAGGAUUCUAUCGUUUGCCUAAAAUAGGCGUUAAUCAUGACUACCUUUAUUCGAUCUUGGAAACGAGUGACUCUGUUUCAAAAAUAUGAAUUACCCCAAACACUUAGUAGAACAAACGUCUCUGUAGCGUCUUUCGGGAAUCAAAUAUUAGCCUGCAACACUUCGGGAAGGGUAACCUUAUACAAUUCUUCCUUUGAGGUAAAGCAAGUAAUCAAUCUGGAACAUGAAAUAGCUAUCCAGCAAAUACUUUGGAUUGACAAUGACCGAUUUCUUUUAUUUUACAAUUUUGGUGAACAGGAUGGUCCAAGCUUUUUAGUCAUUUACGCUUUUUCAUGCUUACAAGAUGAUAUUUCCUCAGAAAAGAAGUUUUCGCUUGUAUCAUCCAACAAAUUUAUAGUUGAUGAACAACCACAUCCAAUAGUGGCUGUCUCUGAAUCAUUAACGGAUAAAUAUUUAGCUUGUGGAUUUGGAGGACACGUCUUAACAUUUUAUGGAACACCUUUUCGUGAAAGAGGACUCCGUAUUGCUUUUGACUUCAAGCUAUCUGAACCUGUAACUAGCUUGGCGUUUCAUAAAUCAGAGGAUUUAAUCCUUUACGUAUCCACAACUAACAAAACUUAUUCAAUUAAAGGAAAGAACUUAACAACUUUGGAUACAUUGGGCACAUCCAUCAAUUGUUCUUCAGGAUAUAAUGAACAAAAUAUCUCUACUCUUACGACUACUUCGCCUUCGUUCAUCUGUUCUCGGUCUGAUGGUCUUACAUUUUAUUUUCCCUCGCAGGACAAAGUUUGUUUUACAUUUCCAGGUGAAAAGCAUUUUUUGGCAACUCAAGGUCCAAUAUUAGCUUUACUUUAUUCACCAGCGAUAACAGAUCCAUCUGUAAGCGGCUUACCUAAUUCGAGAAAGAGCUUGUCUUCUUCUAACUCUAUUUCAGGACUAGAAGGGGACCGUUUGGCAACAUCAGUUUCUCGAUUACUUCUAAUAGAUUUACCAAGGAAAUUAAUUGUUUGGGAAGGUUUUUUGAAGGAUCCUUCUGCCCAAAUUUUAUCCAUAGACGAAGGUUUCUUAAUAUUGACUUCAGUCAAUUCUUUACUGAAAUUAAAAAGAAUUGACCUUAAUGAUGAAAUUUCCAUGCUUAGUAAAAAAACGAUGUUUGAUUUGGCCAUUUCCCUUUCUCAAGAGAAGAACAUGGAUUCAUCCUUUCUUCAAAGCCUGAUGAUAGAAUACGCACGCUUUUUAUUUCGUAAGGGGGAUUACUCUUUAUCAAUGGAUUGGUACAUAAAAGCGAUUAGAUCAGUUAAUAUACCAGUCGUUUGCCUAGACUUUCUCAAAGCAGAGCGUCUUGAUCAGCUAGUAAGAUUUAUUGAAGCACUUAUGCGAAACGAUUUGGCAAAUUCUGAUCUUAAAUUACUUCUACUUUCGUGCUAUGUUGAAACAAAAAACUUGAAGGGGAUUAAUAAACUUAUCAAGAUAGGUGGGUUUACAUUUAAUCAGGCGUUUGAUAUUUGUCAUCGAUCUGGUUUUCUUGAAGAAGCUAAGCACCUUGGUUCUCGAUUUAACAAUCAUGAGCGAGUCAUCGACGUCCUUUUAGAGGAAAAGAAAUAUUCGGAAAUUUUGGAUUAUAUGUACGAAAUUGCUCCCAUUAGGUUACUGCCGUUAUUGCUUCGUUUCGGUCGAGUGUUGCUUUCAAAUUUACCCAAGGAAACAACUGAUCUGUUUAUAUCAUUUUAUUCUAAUAAUCAUAAAUCCAAGCAAAGCACUCAAACAAAAUCCCAAACAAAACAUGAGAAAUCAUUGCGACAAGCUUACCUUUCUCUUCUUCCUUAUGCUAAUGCUACUCCAUUUGGUAUAUCAUCUAUAUCCGCCGACCAAAGUUCGGAAAGAACCGAAGAAAAAGGGGACAAUGAAGAAUCUCAAGCGGACGAGUCAUACGUUGCUCCAAAUCCUCAGACAUGUUUUCACAUUUUUUUAAAUCAUAAUUCUGAGUUAAUACGGUUUUUAGAAGCCGUUUUGCCAUAUGUUUCUGAAGAAUAUAAAACACAUAUAAAUACCUGUCUUUUCGAAGCUUACAUUCGAGAAUCCCAUUUUUUACAAGAUGAAAAUGCUCAAGGAGUUUGGAAAGAAAAGGCUAACUUGCUAUUAAAAGAUUCAGAAAAGCAUUUGGAUCUGAAUGCUACUUUCCUAAUUUCACAGAUUCUGGAAUUCGAUGACGGAGUUAGAUUUGUACAGGGAAAGUCUGGUCAAACACUAGAUAUUUUUCGGUCAUUUUGUAAACAUGACGAUGUUGGCCGUGCAAUGGAAAUGGUUCAUGCUCACGGAGAAGAUCAAAGUGAGUUAUAUAUUAUGAUGCUUAACUAUUUCGCCUCAACAAGUCAUUUAGAGCCUUGGGCGAAAGAAGUAAAGGAGGUUACAGAAUAUAUUAUCAACCAUCAACUAAUUUCACCUACUCAGCUUGCAGAAAUUCUAGGUAAAUCAGACGCCAUUACUCUGGGCAUGAUUGAAGAAGCCAUAGAAAAUGCGACAAACAGGUAUGAAAGCCAGAUUUCUGAAAAAGAGAAAGGCAUCGAAAUGGGUAAAUCCGAGAUCUUAGAAUUAAACAAGGAACUUUCCGAUCUACGAACGACUGCGUUUGUUGUUCAGGAGUCUAAAUGUUCUGCCUGCAAUACUGAUUUGGAAUUGCCAAUGGUACAUUUUCGAUGUAGACAUUCCUACCAUUUACGAUGUAUAGAAGAUGAAUGUAUACGCUGUCAAUGGUUGUGAUUUUAUAGAAACGAUAAACUUUUUACGAACACUUAAAAAAUAUUUAUUUUAUUUAUGAUCGAGACCACCGAUCCAAAACUAUG